This is a messenger RNA of Anopheles coustani, 1588 nucleotides long. It is a transcript of the gene Alg2, whose product is annotated as alpha-1,3/1,6-mannosyltransferase ALG2. The coding region runs from base 1 to 1242 and encodes 413 amino acids. Gene Ontology annotation, molecular function: alpha-1,3-mannosyltransferase activity; GDP-Man:Man(1)GlcNAc(2)-PP-Dol alpha-1,3-mannosyltransferase activity. NCBI's taxonomy places the organism in Eukaryota, Metazoa, Arthropoda, Insecta, Diptera, Culicidae. The record is from RefSeq and is a predicted model, not a curated record. The transcript has a single exon.
AUGGUGCGCAUAUUGUUCGUUCAUCCGGAUCUGGGUAUCGGUGGAGCUGAACGGCUUGUAGUGGAUGCUGCAUUGGCCCUCCAGAGCAAAGGGCACACGGUCAGAUUUCUUACCAACCAUCACGAUCCGGAACAUUGCUUCGACGAGACAAAAGAUGGGCGUUUGCAGGUCAUGACGGUCGGGGACUGGCUGCCAAGAGACAUUUUCGGGAAGUUCUACGCCGUUUGUGCUUACAUCCGGAUGGUCUAUGCUGCAUUCUACUACAGUCUUUUCCUGUCCAAAAAGGAACCGGUGGAUGUGGUGUUUUGCGAUCUCAUUUCGCUCGGGAUACCUAUUUUCCGAUUGGCCAGACCUAAUCCGAAGAUUCUCUUUUACUGCCACUACCCCGAUCAGCUGCUCUCCAAGCCAGGCAACCUACUCAAACAAUGCUAUCGCAUGCCGCUAAACUACCUCGAGGAGGUAACCACGGCCCAAGCUGAUGGUAUUUUGGUAAACAGUAAAUUUACCAGCCGGGUGUUCAAAGAAACAUUCAAACGUAUCUCAACCGACCCGGAUGUGCUGUAUCCAUCGCUGAACACUCGCUUUUUCGAUGAAUCCACCAUGAGCGAAUCGGAUCAGGUGGUCAAGCUACCGAAAGAUGCGUUCGUCUUCCUGUCGAUCAACAGAUAUGAGCGGAAGAAGAAUCUCCCAUUGGCUCUGCAUUCUUUAAAGGCACUUCAGGAACGGUUGUCCCCGAUGGAGUGGAACAAAGUGUGUCUUAUUAUGGCCGGUGGAUACGAUGACCGGGUGCUGGAAAACGUUGAGCACUACGACGAGCUCGAAGAACUAGCAGAAGAUAUGCAGAUUCGACCUAAGGUUCGCCUUCUGAAGUCUCCAACCGAUCGUCAGAAGCUGUAUCUCCUACAUCGCGCUCAAGCACUCAUCUACACUCCAGAGUUCGAACACUUCGGUAUAGUUCCGCUGGAGGGAAUGUACCUUUCGAAGCCUGUCAUCGCGGCCAACAGUGGCGGUCCCACGGAAACAAUCAUCCACGAACAGACCGGGUUCUUAUGUGAGCCCCUCCCAAGCGAUUUUGCCAGUGCCAUGGCCAAGUUGGUGAAAGACGAAAGAUACUGCGAGCGAAUGGGUGAUAUGGGGCGCAAGCGCGUCCAGCAACGAUUCUCGUUCGAGGCUUUCAGCACCAAGCUGGACAAUAUUGUCGUCGAUCUGAUUCAAAACGAUGCAGAGAAGAAAGCCAAAUAGCAUAGGUGGUGUAUGCGCCUGUGCACCUUUCUGAUGGCCCAGGGGAUAUCGCGACAAUUUUACGGCUAUUCGUAAAUAUCCCUAAUACACUACGAAUAGCCACUUAACGGACAACUAGAGGGAGGUAAAUUUGCGUGAGGGGACACGUUUAAAAUUUGGAUAUAUUCGAUCUCUUCAGGCAAAGAAAUAAGGCCGAGACACAGUCCAUGAUAUCUGCACUGAAUUAACCAUAGCAUGUGAAGUAGUCGCUUGUGAUUAGUCAGCUUAUUAGAACAUGUUAGCUCUUUUAGCAUUCUCAAAUAAAGUUUAAUCCACUAGCUUCUGAUAUCAGAAGACACGUAUCAUA